AUGGUGGAGAUGGGACCGUUUGGGCGGAGUACGAUGUUCGCGUCGCUGGAUCUGAUCACGCUCGGGGAACGGAGAGGGAAGGAGGUGCAACGGAUCUUGGGAGCGAUCAAUGGAUUGAUGGAGAAACGGGAGAUUCGACCGGUCAGGCCGAUCACGCCGUUUGGCAUGGGAGACAUUGAGAAGGCAUUUCGCACGAUGCAGACCGGGCAACACGUGGGAAAGAUUGUGAUGGAGGUGAAGAAGGAGGAGGAGGAGGAGGAGGAAAAGAAGGUGAAGGUGCAGCGGGCGGUGCGACCGGUGGUGAUGCUGUCACGUGAGGAGACCUAUCUAAUCGUCGGCGGUGUGGGGGGAAUCGGGCAGUAUCUCGCCCAGCGGCUGGUGGUAGAAGGCGGUGUCCGCCAUCUCCUCCUCCUCUCCCGAUCGGCUGCUUCUGCUUCUGCUUCUACUUCUACUACCACCACCACCACCACCACUGGAACUCCUCCAUGGCUUGCACAUCUACGACAGACCACUGGGGCUACAAUUGUGCUAGUCAGUUGCGACGUCACUAAUGCGACUCUGCUGCAGUCGGUUCUACAGCAACAUGCCUGCCACCUACCGCCCAUCCGCGGCGUCAUUCAAGCCGCCAUGGUGCUGAAGGAUGGAAUCUUUGAGACCAUGACCCGUGAAGACUACCUCGCUGCCAUCAAGCCCAAAGUCCAAGGAUCGUGGAAUUUGCAUACUCUUCUCCCCCCCGACCUUCGCUUCUUUAUUCUUCUCUCCUCCAUCAGUGGGUUCGGUGGCAACGCAGGCCAGGCCAACUACGCUGCUGGGGGAAGUUAUCAGGAUGCAUUGGCCCGCUACCGCGCAAGUCAGGGUCUCCCCGCCGUCUCCAUAGACUUGGGAAUGGUCUCAUCCGUCGGCGUCGUCGCAGAAUCGAAACCCCUCACGCAUCACCUCGAGAAGCUCGGACUACGCGCUGUGUCCGAGCAGGAGGUGUGGGCCUUGGUCGCGUCCGCCAUCCGCCAUCCCGUCCGAACCCCAGAGACUUGUCACAUCGUCACCGGGCUACCAAGGGGUUUGGUCCGGUCGGAGGCUACUGCGGGCUGGAACCGCGAUGCCAGGUUCGCCAUUCUUGAGCAGCAAACCCCCUUUUCUUCUGGUCCUGCAUCUCGUUCCUCACCGGAAGCCGAUCUGAGAGACCAUUUGGCUGCCGCUAUCACUUUGACUGAAGCAAUCUUAGUCAUUGAAAACGCCUUGGUCACGAAAUUGGCCGAAAUGUUCAGUCGCACCCGAGAGGGGAUUGAUCCCUCCUUGCCUCUCGCGCAAUUCGGCGUCGAUUCCUUAGUGGCGGUGGAAUUGCGCAAUUGGUCGGUUGCGACGGUGCAGGCGGAUUGCUCCAUCUUCGAUGUCAUGCAAGCGGUUUCGGUGACCGGGCUCGCAGGGAAGAUGGCGGAGAAGAGUCAGUUUGUCAAGCUGUAG
Molecule: messenger RNA, 1461 nt
Organism: Aspergillus fijiensis CBS 313.89
Lineage: Eukaryota; Fungi; Ascomycota; Eurotiomycetes; Eurotiales; Aspergillaceae
Product: putative PKS-like enzyme
Exons: 2
Coding region: 1-1461 (486 amino acids)
Biological process (GO): fatty acid biosynthetic process; secondary metabolite biosynthetic process
Molecular function (GO): phosphopantetheine binding; fatty acid synthase activity
Source: RefSeq, a predicted model, not a curated record